AUGAGCACGCCGGACGUCAGUUCCGGCGGCGACAAAUCGUCCACCAUCGGUGGUGGUGGUGGUGGGGUGAGUGUGUCCUCCGCGGUCAAACCGGUAACGUCGUCGGGCGGCGGCAGUGGCGCUGGUAGUGGUCAGCUGAGUGCGACCGCUGUAGUUGGUGGUGGUGGUGGUGGCGGUAGUGGUGGAGGCCUAAGCGGGGCCACCGUAACCACCACGACGAUCCCGAUCGAUCUGGCCUCCGCGUCGAAAGUGCUGGUGCGGCCUGAGAAAUCAACGAUGCCUACGACCACGUACAGAUUCGGUUCCGCACCGGGCAGCCAGAUGCGUGUGGUCAUUCCGAGUAGUGCGGCCCCGCCAUCAUUCUACCGGCAGCCAGCAAAUCUCAAGCAAGAUGCGACGACGAAUCGCACGCAAAUUAGCACCCUUUCGGCGGCCCGGACCGUAACACAGAUGGGCUCUCUGACGGUGUCCCGUGCGCCCCAAACCACACCGACGACGGUGUCGUACCACGUGUCGAAAGGCGUAUCCGCGACACCGGUCGUGGCCGCAAACCUGCAAGCAACAACGCGCGCCACCAUCAACGGACCGAUUCGGAUUUCGACGCCACCGAUCCAGGUGGCCACGAAUAACAACACGACGACGUACGUCCAGCGGCAACCUCCCACGGUGGUGCCAUCACGUAGCGUCAAUUCCUCCGGUUCACCCACGGCCGCCACAAUAAUCUCGCAGAGCAGCACCGGUGGUGCCACGACGACGCUUGUUCCGAACUUCCAGAUGUCCACCCAACUGAUACGGGCCAACAGCAUCGGAACGGUGGCCGGUGCCGUGACGGCGGGUACACCCCGAGCGAGGGUUGUCACGCAGACGACACUUCCGGCGAAUCAUCACCAGGUGACGGGUCAAGCAGGUGGCGUGGUUAAUGCCGUAGCUGGUGGAGCUACCGUGGUCAAUAGUGUGAUGACGCCGGGAGGUGUCGCAGCAGCCGCAGCUGGUGGAUCUCCACAAGCCGUGGCCAUCAGUUCCACGGCGACGGGUGCAGGUGGUGUGGUGGCAGCGGCUUCAAGCGGUGGUGGCUCCGCGAGCGCUCAAUCGCAAGCCUUCGUUGCGACGCUGUCCGCCGUAUUGCAAGCACCGCGUCAGGUCUCGACGUUGCUAUACACGAAUAACAGCAACGCACAGCAGUACACGAUCGGGCCAAAUCAGCAGCGAUUAGCGUUGGCCACCACGUUAUCCCCACAACGACCCCAGGCCACGGUAACGACUGGUAUUAGGCCUACAAUCCAGCGACUACCGACGGCGGGCAUCCGUGUGAGCACCGGUAGUCUAAACUUCCGGCCACCGGUGCUCGCAUCCACCACCGUUCUAACGACAAUCGCCUCGAACACGGGUGCGGUCGGUACGGUCACCAACACACAGCAACAAUCGCAACAGGUUCAGCAACAACAGCAGCAGCAGCAACAGCAGGUUCAGCAGCAGCAACAGCGUACGGUGACAGCUACCGGAGCACCGGGUGGGGCAACGGCCAUCUCGAACGCCAUCCCGGCAAGAAUAAUUCAGGUGCAAAAUCCGCAAAGUGGUGCCGCCGGUUCGGCGCAGUUCGUGAACGGGCGCAUCCAAACGAACCUGCUCAACAUCCAGCCGUUGAUCGUGAGCAACAACCGGUUACCCCAGAGUGCCCUUCAGCCCGGUAUAACGAUCGCGCAGGUUGGCAAGCUGACGCAGGUUGCGACGGCGGGAGGCCCUGGGAGUACGUCCGCCGGUGAGGUGGUCGUAGGGACGGGUUCAAACGCUGGUAGUGGUUCCGCGACGACGACCACACUACAAACGGCAUCCGGGCAGCAGAUAGUGGUCAGCACGGGUACACCCGGUGCGGGCGGAAGUUCUCCGGCCACCGCCGCCAUCAUUGCCGGAAAUCUGAUAGCCACGAAUCACGCCGGAUCAGCGACGGGUAGCGUUGCGACCGUCUCCCAAGCAACCCACCAGGGUCAGAUCACGCAGAUCGUGAACGUGAACGCCGGUCCACCGACGGUGGUGUCCGUGGCCGGUAGUAGUGGCCAACCGCAGCAGCAGCAGCAGCAGAUAGUCACCGUAAGCCAGGCGAGUGGAGGACCUACGACGGGUACGGUCAUUCCAUUGCCACUGGCUUUAACGAGCGCACGAGGUGUCGCUGGAACCGGUGCCGGUGGCCACAGUCCCUUGAGCAUCGUGGCCGGAGGUAUCGUGCGGACGGCGGGUACCGGAGCAAGUGGUCCCGGUGGAGUGGCCACAGCUACAACGAUCGCUUCGGUGUUGCCCAUCGCCAAAGUGACCCCGCAACAGCAAACACUGGUUACGAUGGAAUCUGCGGUGGUCACGAGUGGUACAGGAGGCGUCGCGCAGCAUUACUCGGUGGCGAACAGCGGAGGACCUUCGCUGUACAUUCAAACGCGUCCCCAGGGAUCGACCGGUCCGGUAGGAUCGGCAGUUAAAGCGGUCGGAGGUGCAACCGGUGCGACACUUAGCGUGGUCUCGUCGUCUUCCGGAUCGGGUGCGGGCAGUAGUGGUGGACCGGGUGGAACGGUCACCUCAGCCACCACCUUCCUGCCAACGUCGACGUUCUACUACGAGCGGCUAACGUCCUCCCCGGCCACAAGCGUUCCCUCCUCAACGGCCACCGUCUCCAUCACGUCGGCUGGUGUGUCGGUGUCAUCGUCCAGCCUCGUGCAAGCCGUGGCCAGCUUAUCCUCAGCAUCAUCCGCAUCCACCGUCACAACGGCAAGUGCAAUAAGCGGGCCGGUCUUCUCGAUUCCGGCUUCCUCGAGUGUGAUCAACAGCAGCAGCGGUGGAGGUACCACCGGUAACACGACAGUCGUAACGGUGGCCGCAGCAAAUAAUCCUACUCUUGCGCCGUACGGAAGUGCCGGUUCGUUCGCGAUCGUACAAGCAGCUCCCGCCGGUUCCACGGUGGGUGGCCGGACGGCUACACUGGCGACGGGUCCAAUUCACGGGAUUGUACCAGCGUCCGUUCAAACCGGCGUCGGUGGUGGCAGCACAGCGGUCACGGGCAAUAUCGUGUCAGUCUCGCAACCCCCAACUGGUGCCGGUGGAUUGACGGGAGUUUCAGCUGCUUCCGGUUCUGCCACCACGACCCAAAUCGUUCGAUUCCACCCGCAGCUGCUCGUCGACAGCAGUGGCCAACCGCAGCAGAUCAUCGUGUCGAGUGGGGCAGGCGGAGCCGCUUCCGUCGCCGGUACUACCAACAUCGUCCCGCUCAUACCGGUCGGUGCGAGCACCGGGACGACGACAGCAGUGGUCACGGCCUCGACGAAGAACCCACCACAACAAGACUCUCCUCAUCUUCCGAAGCGAAUAGAAUCGAGCAUCCUGCGCAAGCGAGCACUCAUCGAGGGCCUAACGACGACGGGUGCCUCCAUGAAGACGCCGGUCGGGAAGGAUCUCACCGCUGCAUUGAUGGCCGUGGAAAGGGAGCGAUCCGCUAGGGAGCAGCAGGAAACGCAGAUACACCUCCUCCAACAGCAGCAGCAACAGCAGCAGCACCAUCAGCUGGUGACGGAACUGGAUUUCUCUAGCGCACCCCUACUGCACGUUCACUCUCGGCCUGCUUCAACGGAUGGUUCAACAACGGUCAGUGCCACUUCGAGCCCGGGUUUAGACGAGCAAGAGGAGGAAGAACUGCGCGCACAAGCGUACGCCAAUCGGAACAGCAAUGCAAUGUCCGGUGACGGGCAUUUUAAACCCGUCCAGGAUGACCUACAGCACUACAUGCACCAGCAACAGCAACAGCAGCACCAGCAUCAGAGGGAAAUCCUUUCACUGCACUGUACGGAAAGCUUCCCCACGAACCUCGGCACCCCGAGCACAACGCUGACCGUUGUCCCGAUUGCAAACCACACGACACUGUCGUCGAUGGGCACGGUGGCCAGCACAGGAGGGACUAGUAACGGUGCAAGCGGUUACGAGCAGUCACCCCGCAAGAAAGCCCGCAAGCAGCUACUUCUGCCGAUGACCGAUGGGUUGCAUCAUCAUCCACCAUUGCUCAAAUCGAGCUCAUCCUCUUCAUCGUCGUCUUCCUCUUCGUCGGCAACUACAAACUCGUCCGCGGGAUCGACUGGUGGGCAAUCACUACACUAUCUAGGAGCCUCCGGGAUCGCCGAUGACGAGCGGAUGGAUACGAGCAGCGGAACUACAGGGCUUGUGUUGCUCGGAACCACACCCAGCGGGACACCAAUGUCGGUGGUAUCGGGAAUCAUCGGGGGGAGCGCAAACAGUGGCUCGUCUUCCUCCACGAUGGCGGGACAUCACGUUCUGGGGAGCAAGCAGCAUCACAGUGGAGGAAGCAUCGUUACGGCGGUCACAUCGACGAACAACAACAGCAGCAGCAGCAGUAGCAGUUUGCACAACAACGUCCGUAUGGAUCCACCGUCGGGAUCGGUUUCCGGUAGCGGCGGGAUGGGACUGAUCGCUCAGGUGCAGCUGCAACCGGGUGUAAGCACCAACACCGGGACAGGCGCGAAAGCGAACGUCAUUCUGCGCAAACCACGCAAUAUCAGCUUACUGCAGUCGUACAAACAAACAUGGAAAUCAGCCAACAAUCACUUCCAGCGCUACACGGACGUGAAGCAGCGCGAGGAGCGACGACCCACCGUGAUGGACAUUGCCAAUCAGUCGCACAUACUGCAGAAGGUAAACGGUUGGAAGAUAUAUCAUCUCAGCGCGCAGAUAGAGGACCUGUGCGAUCUUGAAUCUCAAGCCUAUGGAAAGUUGGGGCAAAUGUUGCGUUCAAUGGAAAGCAGUAGCAGCACCGGCAACAGCAGCAGUUGUAGCGGAAGCAGCAAUUCGGUAAAGCCCUCGACCGAAGUGGAACAAAUUAACGAACUGUUAAAGGGCAACAUGCAGCGAAGCAAAAUCAUCAUCGACGGCAUCAACGAAGCUCGUACGCAGAUAAUGAAAAUUUUCAAGCACAAACCGCACGUCUCCGACAUCAUAAUGCGAUGUGCGUCGAAAAGGAAUUUUAAAAAGCGGGAAAAAACAUAAAAUCGCGGUGAGAGAAGAGCCACGGGAAAGAAGCAGUGUGUGCUGCUGCAUAUCAGUGUUUUGUAAAACCCGUCCGGGGGCGUUGUAAGGAACCAAGUAUAGGAAGAUGCUGCACCGGGUGGUGCUAUCGAAGGAGAAUGGGUCGGCAGCGCUUUCGCGAUUAGUAUUACCCCUGCUGCGUUUACAUAAAAUGUAACAAGUGUCCACUACUGUGCAGUGCUGUUGGCAAACGAAUGCAUGGGGCGCGGAACACACGGGGCAGCAUGUAGUAGCGAGAGCUGUAGUUUUAAUUUUUAGGAGAAAAAUGGUUCCUUGAAUUCCACUGAGACUCCAACAACAAUAAGAAGAAAGUGUGUGAUUUUCUAUUUAAACAAAAACAAAUGGGCAUACAGAAUAAUCACGUGAAAGGCUUGGGCUUCUUUGAGCCCCAGUAGUGCAGUAGGCAGAGGCGUAAACAGGUGGUUCGAACGUGGCCGGACGAGUUUUCGCCGGCUAUUCGUUUUUGAUCGAAGCAAUCCGCGGAGCGCGCUGAUGAGAAAGACAAUCGUUGUAGCAGGCGCCGUCGAAGCGAGCAGUGCGAUUUCUCGACCCAACUUGUGUCAUAUGCCGCGAGGAGUAGAUCCCCCGACCGGCGGUGUAUAGUAUUUGUGGAGUUUUCGCAUCUGGAUACUUGGCGUCGCCACGGACGUGCAGCAUUCUUUUGUACAGGGCCGUUCUGCACCGGGAAAAAGGCCAACCCUAAUCGUGUACAACAUCUCGGGUGUGUAUUUGCGAAGGCGGGAGUUGUGUUUUGCUUUAGAAACGAUUUUAUUACUUUUUUAAGUAUUUUUUUAUGUUAUGAUAGCUUGUCCUUUGUCGUUCGCGAGAAGCGCCUUUAGAGGUUCGCUGGCGUACGGAAAAAUGAACAUACAAUGUGUAAAAGAUAGGUUGGGUUUUACACGGACCUGUUGUCUGUCGGUCCUAUUAGUUGGCAAUCGGCAAUUCGACGGCAAAUUCGUGAUAUUACUAAGUAUGAAAGAUUUAGUGAUGUAACAUUGAAAACUUUUACUUAUAUAGUGCAUCCGUUAGCGGGAGAUAAAUAAUACUUAGGGUAAGCCGGUAGCGCUAUUGACGGCAAUACGGAACAUGCGAAGGGGUGAUUAACGCUAAGCAGAAAACAAAAGUGCUCAUGUUUUGGGUAAGAGAACACAGGUAGGCUGAAACCGCUAGAUUUUUAAGUGCAACAUUAACCUUAAGAUGUUU
Molecule: messenger RNA, 6276 nt
Organism: Anopheles nili
Lineage: Eukaryota; Metazoa; Arthropoda; Insecta; Diptera; Culicidae
Gene: Sap130
Product: apomucin
Exons: 6
Coding region: 1-5034 (1677 amino acids)
Biological process (GO): negative regulation of transcription by RNA polymerase II
Cellular component (GO): Sin3-type complex
Source: RefSeq, a predicted model, not a curated record